Molecule: messenger RNA, 2060 nt
Organism: Hypoxylon fragiforme
Lineage: Eukaryota; Fungi; Ascomycota; Sordariomycetes; Xylariales; Hypoxylaceae
Exons: 6
Coding region: 263-2053 (596 amino acids)
Source: RefSeq, a predicted model, not a curated record
CGCUGCCGCUAAGGUAAGAAGUAGGAGUACCUUACACCGGCUGGACUUUCCAAUCUUGGCCCAUUGAGUUUACAGUGUUCUAAGAAGAACUUUCCACCGUAAAGUACCAACUUGCCUACACACUAAAUCUACCGGGGCCUGCCAAACUAGACCGUCCCUAUCACUCUUCAUUCUCCGAUAUCUUAUGAGGGGGUGAGACUUAUGUGGCUAAGUUUAUCUUAGCGUCAUCAUCAUUAUCCUAUUUACCCCUUUUGCUUUCAAGAUGGCGAGCACACCGCUAUCUUCAGAGACGGAGAUACGCCUCUUCAACCAGGUUUGUGAGGCUAUUCGUGCUACGGGAAAAGAUCAGAGAAAUGUUCUCAAGUCAUUCAUCCGUGAGGAAUUGAGUACGGAAUGGGCUCGUUUGGUGGCAUUGAUGGAUUCGGAUGGCCCGUUGAGUAUACUGUCGGAGGAUGAGAUGAAAUUUUUCACAACUCUAUACCUGAGUGGGAAUCAUGAUCUACAAGAUCCGAGUCACAGGGAGGCAGAUAUGUUCUCCCAGGUUCUCCCGGGGCUGACCGGUCAAAAGGCCACCGACAAUGACCUGAUUAAGGCGGCUAUUCAUGACCUACUACAAUACAACAGUGUUCUCGAGAAGCUCCUCAUGAAGUACAAUGACUACGUUCGCCGCAGCAUCGCUAAUAUGAAACGAUCUUCCGAACCAAGUGACAAGACCUCCAUGGUUGGGCAAAAGGUCGCCGAAUUAUCCCUGCGGAAAGCUCAUCUCCAAAAGGAGAUUCAUUUGCUGGAAGGUAAAAUUGGUGACCAAGUCAAUGAGUUUAGGGAGCUGGCCCCAGUCGAGCCCGGUGCGACGAAAGCAGGUAGCGAUUUACACGGGACAAAUUUGAAGUCCGCCGGAAUAAAGGAGAUCUUCGAGACGACAUUGCCGUCCCAUGAUCGUAUCCUUAGUAAAUUAAAUGCCCUGCACCACGAACUUGGCCAUGAUGCAAUUGAGGACGAUGAGCUCCUUCAUGUAGCUAGACGUCAUGCGAACCAGAUCGUCCUCUCGCUGGCUACGAAGUGCCGGGCAUCAUUAGACACCGUUUUCUUAGAAGCAUCUCGCACUUACAAUAAACGUGCCUCGCGGGCGUCUAACCACGCCCAAACCAUCAAUGAUGAGCGUGUUGCCGUAUAUGCCGAGAUACAGUCUCUCUGGGACGAAAUGGUGCCUCUUGCUCACAUGGUAGUGGAAAAAGAAUUUCUCAAUCCUAUCUUGAAGACUGUUGAGACGUGUUCUGAAAAACAGAGUCUGCGAGACGCAACUAUCUGCACCUAUACAACUGCCAUGCUUCGCUUCAUGAACGAGCGCCUCAGUCUCAUUGUACAUCGCAUUGAGAUGCUGGUAUAUCACCACCAAACCCUGUGUAAUGCGUUUACACAUGCGAAUAAUAAGAUAACAUUCAACUCGAGUCGAAAUAUGGGACCAGCACGCGCACAUUCGAGGCAAAAUAAAGGCAGCGCGAAUUCCCUACUUGAGAAUAUCAAGCGCCAGAUGGAAAUGUAUGGUGCUGUACCAAUAGACAUCGAGAGCCAGUCUCAGAGCUUAUCUACGAUCACACCUCAGACACAAGUUACCAAGCUUGAUCGCUACUUUAUGUCACGACAGAAGAAGGGCAAUGAGCUCGCAAGGAGUGUGCAGAAUUUCUUCGAGAUGGUUACCAAGAUUAAGCUUACGGAUGCGGAGCUCGGUAACCAGCUUCUUUUGGACUCUAUCGUGGCCGACAGCGCCGCUGCUGGCUGCCAGGCGGGCGGACACGUGUACGAGGACCAACAAGUUGAGGACUCGGUGGCCACCAUGAAGUCCCAGGCAGACGAAAUCCAGGCAAUCUUUGCCGAACUUAGAGGGCCUAACGCUCCGUAUCCAGGGCUCGACUUCGUUGCGUAUGCUUAUAAUAAGACGGCCAAACGACACUCGCACAAGGACAGCGAGACCAAGCCUGACGACCAGGAGCGCUGUCUUAAGUUGGAGGAUCUACUUCACAAAUGGGGCGAUGGAGUGGAUUACGUAAAGUAGGGGGUAC